AUGGAUAUUCCACGGCUGAUUAAUACCCUAGGUUGGAAAGAUAUUCUUCCGAAUAGGAAUUUUGGCUUUCGACCUGAAGCUGUCAGGAUGUUUUAUGCCAACAUGAAGCCAUGUUUCCAGAUUUCUCCACCGUGCUUUACUACGAUAGUUUACAACUAUCUAAUUACCAUUAAUGUGGAGCUGCUAUCACUUCUCCUUGGGAUUCCUGUUGCUGGGGCAGAAGUUCAAAACGAAUCUGACUUUUCCUCUGUCGGGUUCAAUGAAGGGGAUGCGCUGCGCUUGUAUGCUCGUGAUACUGGCCGCUAUUACCCUUCUGAUUUUCACUCUGGGAGGCUCCCUGAUGAUCUCAAGGUGCUCCACUAUUACAUCACGCGAGCCUUUUUACCUCGUUCCCAUGGCUUGAACACUCUUUAUCCCUCGGAUCUGUGGAUCCUUGCAAGUGCAAAAGAAAAUCGAGUCAUCAGCUAUCCCCACCUCAUGUUUGAUCACAUGAUGAACUAUCAUGAUGCCUAUUAUGACGCAGAACUUCCGUUUGCGCCUCAGAUAACGCAGAUUCUCUUGGCUCUAGGCCUGGAUUUGCGUUUCAAGGUCGCUAGAGUUGAUAUUCUGAGUUCUCUGCGGGCUCAGUUUGUACUCCGGAAAGUGGAUGCAUCUGUUGGGCGUCGUCGUCCAUUAGUCAAUGCUCCAGGGGGAGAAGCAGCUACCAAUGCAGUUCCUCCUCACGAGGAUGGACUCAGUCUCGCUGACCUAGGGGAAGAAGAGGCAGAGGAAGCACCACCUGAACAAGUCAACUGUGCGAGGGUAAGGGAUAAUGGCAAACAACCAUUAGUGCAUCCCUUGGAGGUAAUUCAAGCUAUGUUUCGUCUGGAAGGGGAAGCAAGUUGCAGCAGAGAUCAGAUGCAGGAAGAUGAGGAAGGCAUAUCUGAUUAUGUCUCUUCACCUGAAUAUGGGUUUUAG
Molecule: messenger RNA, 957 nt
Organism: Linum tenue
Lineage: Eukaryota; Viridiplantae; Streptophyta; Magnoliopsida; Malpighiales; Linaceae
Source: the annotation of a GenBank genome assembly